UCGGAUGAUCUUUGAGGUCCUUUUCAACCCAGGCCAUUCUAGGAUUCUGCGUUUUUUUCACAGCCCUUAACUGUAAUGGUCGGGAUACUCAAGAGUUGGAAGAGCAGUGCACAGAAUAUUUCUUUGAGCCGUCAGCAUCCUGGAUAAAAACAACCCAUCCACUGGCAGACAGACCAUCAAAAACAAAGCAGCAAUAACGAGCUGUCACCACCUUGGGUGCCAGUUAGCUUUAGACCCAUGGGCACUGGAACAUGGAAUGCUUCAGAGACGGAUUUGGCUUGUUCCCAGUCUUUGUUUGUUACCAGAAUUCACAAAUGCUGUCUUUUGAUCUCCUACCAUGAUUUUUUAGGGGCGUGGUUGUGCCUCCACUUGAGUAGUUGCUUUUCCUCUGCUAACCCUGAGGUGCCUUUCAUCAUCUCCGUUUUCUGGCAUAGGAAGUCUCAAUCAGGGAAUAGCAGCUACUCUUCUUCUUGCUUGUUUUGGAUACAGUUAUAGGUCACUGAAAUUAAGUACUGAUUAUAUCAGCUUUGGGUUACUGGGCCUAUAGUGCUUUUCAACCUGCAGGACGUGACCAAAACUGAAAAUGGGAUCAGUGUGAUUUCUAAUAGCUCAGUGGUUCUAUGGGGGUUUGCUCCUUACAUUGUCUUAGGCUGGUGGGUACUGACCAGAUGCCUCUCUGCAGUGAUAGUACAUUGGAGAUGGUUAAGGGGCUGUGUUCACUCAUGUCUGAGCAACUGGCAUCAUCGGUAUCAAUGAAGCAGAGUGAUGGCUUUCAUCAGUAGGACAAGUCCUACGGAAGAUUGCAGUAGUCUGGGAAAAAUAUACCCCAUGGCCUCUUUUGUCUAAAUUGUUGCAUUUUAAAUUAAGAUAAAUCAAGUCUUCACACUUCUGUAGACAGGAGAUUAUGUGACCAACCCAGUCGCCUUAAGACUAUGUAUCUGGUAGGGAUUUAGUAUCUGCUCAGUGGCAAACAUGCUGAAGACAAAUAAUGCACAUCUGCAAGAGUUUACUUUGUGGAUGGGAGUUGCAUUUCCUUCUCAGCAAUGCUGGAUGUUUCAGGAUCCUAAUUAUCUCAUGGCUAAUGAACGCAUGAACCUGAUGAACAUGGCAAAACUGAGUAUCAAGGGGUUGAUCGAAUCAGCGCUUAAUCUGGGCAGGACGCUGGACUCUGACUAUGCACCUCUUCAGCAGUUCUUCGUUGUGAUGGAACAUUGCCUUAAACAUGGCUUGAAAGCCAAAAAGACUUUUCUUGGGCAAAAUAAGUCAUUUUGGGGACCUUUAGAACUGGUAGAAAAACUUGUUCCUGAAGCUGCAGAGAUUACAGCAAGUGUUAAGGAUCUCCCAGGUCUGAAGACACCUGUGGGUAGAGGAAGAGCUUGGCUUCGCCUUGCUCUAAUGCAGAAGAAACUUUCAGAGUACAUGAAAGCCUUGAUUAACAGAAAGGAUCUUCUCAGUGAAUUUUAUGAGCCUAAUGCACUGAUGAUGGAAGAAGAAGGUGCAAUCAUUGCUGGCCUCCUCGUUGGUUUGAAUGUCAUUGAUGCAAACUUCUGCAUGAAAGGAGAAGACCUGGAUUCACAGGUUGGAGUUAUUGAUUUCUCAAUGUAUUUGAAAGAUGGAAACAGCACAAAAGGCAGUGAAGGAGAUGGUCAGAUAACUGCUAUUUUGGACCAGAAGAACUAUGUAGAAGAACUCAAUAGGCACUUAAGUGCUACGGUAAACAACCUACAGGCCAAAGUGGAUGCCUUAGAAAAAUCCAAUACUAAACUGACUGAGGAGCUUGCUGUUGCAAACAACAGGAUUAUUACAUUGCAAGAAGAGAUGGAACGAGUUAAAGAAGAAAGUUCUUACAUCUUGGAGUCCAAUCGUAAGGUCGCUAAAGACAGAACUGCAGAUGGGCAGGCGCUGACUGAGGCGCGAAAACAGUUAAAGGAGGAGACUCAGCUGCGGCUGGAUGUGGAAAAGGAACUGGAGGCGCAGAUUGGCAUGAGACAGGAGAUGGAGUUAGCCAUGAAGAUGCUGGAGAAAGAUGUCUGCGAGAAGCAAGAUGCUCUGGUGGCACUCAGACAGCAACUGGAUGAUCUCAGGGCCCUAAAGCAUGAACUGUCAUUCAAGCUGCAGAGUUCAGACAUGGGAGUGAAACAGAAGAGUGAAUUGAACAGCCGUUUGGAAGAAAAAACAAACCAGAUGGCUGCUACCAUCAAACAGCUUGAACAAAGAUUGCGGCAGGCGGAGAAAGACCGUCAGUUGGCACAGCAGGACAACCGUCUCUUCAAGCAGGAGUUUGGGGACAAAAUCAACAGCCUCCAGCUAGAAGUGGAAGAGCUCUCCAGGCAGCGGAGCCACCUUGAACUAGAACUGAAGCGGGAAAGAGAGAGAUGGUCACACGGUCACCACAGCAGCCAAGGAAACAAAAAAGGCCCAAAGAAUUGGUUAAAACCGGACGGGAAGCUCAAAAUCCAAGAGGAAAAUGCCAAACUGAAACAGCCCCUGAGAGAGGAAAACAGUGUCCAGCCACACAAGUUACAGAGUAGCACCCAGGAGGAGCAGGAACAGCCAUCAGGAACUGAAAAUGCUCAGAUCUGCCAGCUCUGCCAGGAAGAAAGCAGCCGAAGCAAGAAAAAGAAUAUCUGCAAGAACUGUGGUGGUAUCUUCUGUGAAGCCUGUUCAGCGAAUGAGCUGCCCCUCCCGUCCAGUAUUAACCCAGAGCGUGUCUGCAAUCCCUGUCACAAGCAACUCAUCCAGCAGUAUUCCACCAGUCCCUUGUAGGAGGCAGGCUGCAGAGUGCGGUGAGACCAGAAAAAUUGUAGCAGGUGACCAUCUCUGGAGUUGUCGAAGGAGAAUUUGAAGCCAUUUACCUGUGUUCUUUGGAGGGGGGAAGCAGCUUUGUGGUGUUUUAGUCAGAAGAGACUGUAAACAGAACAGCCUGGGCUUUCCCUGUACAAAAAUCUACCAGCUCUCUGACCUGGGCUUGUGCUGGAGUGAACUGCCUGAGGAAUGUCACACCAAGUGGCCAUAAGGUGUGAUCAAGCAGCCUCAGGAUGCUGAGAGAACAGAGCCCCCACCCGAGAGUGAGCUCUGUGUGUGCAAGUCAGGAGCAUGUCAAGUGAGGCCAUGCUGCUGCUAAACAAUGGCUCACUGAAAGCAAAACAGGAGCAUUUUUUAAUCCUCAUGUCUGGCUGCACUUGAAAUACCAUUUCCCCUUUCCCUGCUGUCUUUGACAAUCUGGCUCAACUGUUCUCCUUCAGUGCCAGGAGUCCAGGUAACAAUAUCAAAAAAAAAAAAAAAAAAAAAGCAUUUUCAGACUUCAUUUCUUUGACCCAGUCCUUCAGCAGUAGGCUUGCUAUGCAAAUCAUUAUUAAACAAAGCUGUGAAAUGAUUCUGUAUUUUUAGGGACUUUGGAGGGGAGCUAAGAUUUUCUUUUUUUGUGUGUGUGGGACGUUGGAGAACUGAGCCGCACUGAUCUGGCACAGAAAUGCUCAAGGGCAUCUCUCUCCUUCCUACUGGAGACCCUCACUGUGACUUCGUGACCACAAAAUGGUUGUCAAUCCAAAGAGCUGCAACAGAACCUCCUAUAUUGAUGUUCUGGGGGAAUCGGAGUCCCAAGGGUUUAGUUACAAAUCACCAUUAUGCAGAGGGUUUAAGGCCACGUCUCCACACCACUCUCCUUUGUGAACAUAAAAAAAAGUGGUUGUACUACAGCUGGUACUUCAGUGGAUUUGUGUUAGAGCAAAAUGAAAGUGAGAUGAACUCAACAGUGCUUUUCACCUGCAAGAUAUCCUGAUGCAAAACACAGUUUAAAAAGUUCUGUUUAUGCUACGUCAAUCUUUGUUGCUGUGACCUCAAGGACACAUUACUCCAAAAAGCAGUGGUGACUUGCUCAUAAAGCACGCACACAUCAUGCCAUAGUGUAUUUGGUCUACUUUGUACUGGAAGCCUACUUCAGUCUUUAGGGCCACAGAAUGUUUUGUAAACUAUAGAAAAUUGAUGUUAUUUGUAUGUGAGAGACAUUUGGCUUUCUACAAAUUUUAUUAGGGGAAAAGUAGUUUAAUUCUUCAGAGGAAUUCAUUACACUGGCUGGAACUGCGCUAAAAAGCGUAUCAGAACUGAAGUUCUUCACAUGGUUGGUGCUAGUUAGUUGGACCCCGAAAUUCUUCUCUUUCCUAGCUCCUUGUAGGGCUCAGUGUAUUCAGCUGCCCAAGCACUCCACCUCCUCUUAGUGCCCUUCAGAGACAGAGCACUAAACAGAAGGGAGCAAGCUCCAGAGUUUUCCUUUUUCUGCCCUUUGUGGUAAUUACCUUGCUGCUAUCCUUUGAAGUAGGCAAGAAAUUGUGAAUAGUGUUGAAAUUUGAGAAGCCUAGAAUUCAGGUGUGAGCAAACAGUGCUUUCACAGGGUGAGAUGCCAUUAGCUAAGGCACAAAAUACCAAAUGUAUUGUUAGUUCUGUGUACACAUUGUACACACUUAAGAAUUCCUGCAACCAAACUCAGAGUGACUUAUCCUACAGGAAAAAGUCUGACCCAGGCAAUUUCAGUGCUGGAGAAUUAAACUGGAAACCAGGCACUUACUGUGAAAUAAUAAAUUUAAUGCUGGUACAUCCAAGCAGUUUCACAGCUCUGAAGUGACAGCUUAUCUGUGACCUCUACAUAGCUUUCCACUGUUCCAGCAGGAGUGGCUGCUGCUCUUCUUGCUUGAAGUGAAGGCUGAGAUGAUCUUUACGUAGAAAGCAGGACAGUUCUUGAGCAGGUCCUUUACAGUUACGGUAUGAGAACAGCCCUUUACCCAGGCAGCUGAAAACCCUUCAAAAUAAGGCUCUGGUUGCUGUAAUGAAAACUGGCAUUUAGAAAAGUGUGAGAGCAAGAUGAUUGGCUGUCAGCUGCCUGUGCUGACACACGACUCCUUCCUGACUUCUUUGACUCAGUGAAGGGCUCUGCUUUUAAGUACUGGCUGUUGCGCUUUGUGAUGCUGCAAAUGUUCAAGGCCCAUUUGCUCAGGUACUGGUGGUAAUGCUGGAUUUUUGGAUUUACACCUGGACAUUUGGACUGGGGGGAGCAGAAGACAGUUUUUCUGAUAUUUUGUUCCACAAGCAAUAAUAAAAACUUUCUCAUCUGGA
Numida meleagris (helmeted guineafowl) is the source of this 5109-nucleotide messenger RNA. RefSeq names its product RUN and FYVE domain containing 3 (gene RUFY3). Gene Ontology annotation, molecular function: metal ion binding. Gene Ontology annotation, biological process: regulation of axonogenesis. The coding region runs from base 973 to 2766 and encodes 597 amino acids. NCBI's taxonomy places the organism in Eukaryota, Metazoa, Chordata, Aves, Galliformes, Numididae. The record is from RefSeq and is a predicted model, not a curated record. Gene Ontology annotation, cellular component: cytoplasm. The transcript is spliced from 18 exons.